This is a messenger RNA of Fonsecaea monophora, 3798 nucleotides long. RefSeq lists its product as hypothetical. Lineage: Eukaryota; Fungi; Ascomycota; Eurotiomycetes; Chaetothyriales; Herpotrichiellaceae. The record is from RefSeq and is a predicted model, not a curated record. The coding region runs from base 1 to 3798 and encodes 1265 amino acids. The transcript has 3 exons.
AUGGCUGGAGAAGCCGAGACGCCACAGUGCCCUCAGCUUCACGUUGGCGAUCAGAAAUUCAGGGAGGAUCAUCGUGGACACGAUGCCCAUUGCAUUGAAGCCUACGAAGACCGAGCAAUACCCUCCGAAAUGACGCCCGAAGCACCUCGCAAGGAUGAGCCGAUCCCUCAAACCACUUAUACCUACCAGCUUCCCCUUCCUUCACAAGGGAGACAGGGACCCGAGGCUGUAUCCAGCGAUGAGGUUCAGUUCGACUUUGCACCUCUUCAACAAAACCGCUUAGACACCCAGUAUCUGGAGCGUCCCAUUGGCGUCGAUCACCGGGUUGUCCCCAGUCCAGAAUCAACACCGACACCCAAGGUCCACAGAAUAAUAGGAGCAAGGCCUGUGGGACACAGCGCCACCGGCUCAGAUGUAAGCUCAACCGACGAAACCAGAGUUUCAAAGUCUCCGAGGACAUGCCGUUCGAGAACAGCCUCAAAUCGUCGAGAACGUCGACCCCGUGACGAUGAAACGGCCCUCACACAGCCAUCAGACGAAGAUAUGCACUUCUUUCUCAUGUAUCGAGCACGCGAAAAGCAAAAUACUUUUGAGAGGCUAGUGGAGCAUCUUAAGCACGAAAAUCAAGAUCUUAGAGAGCUAAAUGAGCAGACUGAAACCAAGCUUCGACGGACUGUCAACGAACGAGACGAAUGUGCCGAGUAUUCGGAACUUCUCUCCCAGAGCUUGAUCGCGUUCAAAGAAAAGUACUGUAAGCUGAAGAGAUGGGCUCUGGAGACAAACAAAGACUGUGAGACGCUACAACAAAAUGCCUCAGAAUUCCAACGAACUCUGGCCGGGCUGACUAAAGACCGAGAUUACCUGUUGACUCAAUUGUAUGAAGUUCGAUGCUCUUCAGACUCAGCCUCAGUGCAAAUGGAGAGCCUUCGGAACGGUGUCGGUGCAGCACAAGCAAUGGCAGAGAACAGCAUCGCAACGAUCAAGCAGCUGACUGCGUUCGCCACGGCCCAAGACGACCAUCUGAUGAGCGAGAAGCAGAGAUGUCGGAAGUUGGAGGCUCACAUACUCUAUUUGGACCAGGAGAAAUGUAAACAGAGAGUCAGUCUUCAAUGCCAACAACUGGUCACCAAUCAAACCCUGCAGGAUAUCUCGAAACAGCUCAGCGAGCUCCAGAGUGAGAGAGUAGAAGAGGAUUCCGCGACCGACCGUAUUAUGGAACGUUUGUAUCGAAUAGGGUCGGUGGUCGACAACAACCUGCUGGUGAAAUCAGAUCUUGUUCCACUGAGGGAGGAUUGUACUUCAGUUUCGUCAUCGCUGACCCAGCUUGAGGAGUCGCUGUCGGAAAAGGUCCAGUCAGCAAUAGCAAGUCUCAAGCAUGACUUGCAACAUGACAUCUCCACCCAAGUGUCAAGAUUGUUAUCAGAAGUGCAGUCAGGUAAUAUCGAACUUGCUGAAGCCAAAGCAGAAGUGGCACGACUGGAGGGGAAGACAGGGCAGACUCAACAGAUCAUAGAGCUCCUUCGCGAGGCGAAGCAUGAGGCACAGAAGCAUGAGGCCGAGUUGCACAACACCAACAAAGGCCUUCGAAACAACAGAGAGGCAGCUAUCGUUCAAAGUGAGGAGCUCCGAACUUCGUUGAGAACGGUCACAACAAAGUGGCAAACGGCGUGCUCUGAGCUGGAAAAAUGCAAGCAAGACAAGAACGAAAUCCAUGCGGAUGUGAUUGAUUUGACGAUCCGGCUGAACGAAGCCAUGACCGAGCACAAUUGUCUUCGAGCUGAAUUGAUCGCAGGAGAAAGCAUUUUGAGCGAACUCCAGCAACAAAAUGAAGAGCAAAAUAUAGAGUUGAUGAACACGAAUGCCCGUCUCUCGAGUCUACAGAGGGAUCAUGACCAUGAGAUACAGAGAAGCCUUGAAAUUGACGAUGAAAUAGCGAGGACCAAAGCUCAGGACUUGCAAUUACGACGAGAUCUUGAGCAAUCUCGUAAAGACACAGUUACAGCGGUCACGGCUCAGCAACAGCUGCAAAGCCAGAUAGAUAAACUUGAACACAGAUUGACUGGCGCAGACGAUACCGUUCGACAGCUCAAAGAGACCUUGAAAUCCCUGGACGAGGCUACGGCAGAGCUGGAGUAUCUAAGAAAGCAACAAUCCUCUCUGGAGCGCCUCAAAGAGGAGUCUGCAUCUCAGAUCCAGCAGAUUGCGAACAAGUCCAAGGAUAUAGAAACCCUCCAGAAACAGCUCCAGAGCCUGCGAAUUAGAUCUACCGUUCUCGAAGAACAGGCGAGAGAAAAGGACCAAUUCGCCGAGGAAAACGCUGGCCUCCACAAUGACUUGAAGGACUUGAGGGCACAGGUGUCCGAGAACAAGGACCUGCAGCAGAAACUCCAGCAAAAAAUCACCAAGAUUGCUGUACUCGAAUCUGCUCUUGCUGCUGCUCAGAUUCAAGUGGCACAACUCGGCGAGCUAGAAAGAGAAAAUUUUACCCUCAAGGGGACCAUCAAGGCUGUUACAACGGACCUUGAACGAUCGAAGGAGCAGUGCGCUCAGAUUGCUCUCUUGCAGGAGACCGUCACACGGCGAGAGAGUCAAAUCACCGAACUGAGAAAGGAUCUGGCGUCGUUCAGCAACCAAGCCGAAGAACUCAAGGUUCUUCGGGCCCAAGCUCAUGAGAAAGAGGAGCGGUCAGCAGCCAUGCAACAGCAAAUCCUUACUCUUGAAGGCGCCGAGCCCAAUGCCAAACUUGAUGGUGAUGAGGCAGAACCCAGUCAGCCGCAACGCCGAGUUGCAGAUCGUUCCGGAGGUGCAGAAGACUCCCAUCACAACCAAUCACUCCACACACGUCCGAGUUCCAAUGGAGGCAAUGUUCAAUAUCUCGUUGGCAACAGUGCUUUGCCCUUCAGUCAGUCGGAUUCAGUAACUGCUGCCCUACAAAUUGUACCCGAGACACAGCUUGAAGUCCAACAGUCCCUAACAGUGAAUUCAGAUUGCCUUAUACUAUCUGCAAGCCAGGGCCAGGAAGAUAGUGCCUCGGGCCUUAGUCCAGUUCCGAGUGAUCACGGGGAGGCUGAUCUCGACGACGCGGUUAACCAAGGCUUUGAUCCCAGUAUGAGGCAGUACAGCCGUGGUAGAACGCAAGUCUGGCCGGGGGGACGUAGCGGGAUCAACCGCCACGAGGAGACUGCUGAGCGACCCCCGUCCAGCUCAUACGGGUCGAUGAGUGAACAAAUGCUUCUGGAUCAAGUCAGCGAACGUGGGUCUCAAGGUCCAGGCAGUAUCGACACCGUUCAGAUCCAGCCGACCUUUGCCAUGCCUGGAAAUAGGGUGAUGGCGAAGCAAGGACCGAGUCCCAGGAGAUUGAGAAGCGAACUUCGAGGUUACAGUCAUCGGUCCACUGCUUCUCCUGGCCCUAGCGUCGAGUUUCAAGGCAAUCGAGCAUCUACACCUGUCAUCACACGUGAGCGUGAGAGACAUCGACCCAAUUCGGCAGCCAAACGUCGAGUAGAGCCCGAGAAUGAUGAGGUCAAAACGCCCACAGAGCACCCCAAGCGUCUCAAGCGAACAGCUGCCAUCCUCGAGGCGGGGAAAUUACAGCCCACAACGCCGAAGCAGAGAGUGGAAAAGUCUUCAUCCCGAGGUGCCGUCAGUUUCGGUAAGAGCAGCGGUGGUGGUAGCAAUAGCAGCAGCAUCGUGGGAACGAAUGCUCCGGGCCCUGGUCAGAGUAAGCGAUCGAAUCGACCGGCUCGAAAAGGGUCUCGGCAAGACAAGUACGCCACGCGGUUCGGCACUGAGACUUGA